AAUUAUGAUCAAUUCUUUUUUUGUAAUAUUUCCUGUUUUCUACUAUGUAGUAUUUUGUUUGUUUUUGUACAAAACGUCGUUAUGUAUUUUAUUAAAUAUUUUAUGAGAGGGGAUACCGUAUUACUAUGCUGCGCAUAUAAUAAAGUAAUGACAAUCGUCGCCGUAAUAACGAAAUUUUCCCACUAAACUCAAAUAUCAUGGAAGAAAAAAUAAAAUAUUACUUUUUCUCUAUCGAUAUGUUAAACGAUUUUUUCAUGAUGUUCAAGUUCACGUACAAAAAAAAAUAUUGAAUUUUUGUGUAUAAAUUUUGUCAGUAUACGUUUUUAAUUCUAUAUUUCCUCAUUAAAAUAAAAAACAAAAUUAUUUUCUUUUCCAAAUAUAUCAUGUCGUCUACGUCACCCAUGCAUAGUUGAAUGGAGGAGCGCGGGGGUACCACCACCACUCUGUGUAAUCUCUACACACAAAAUGGCCGCUCAUUGUUUGUCUCGCACCGUUUUCCAUACAUUCGUACACGUUUAUGCUUUAAAGUAUAUUAAUCUGGGUGUUAUUUUUUUUGCAUUCAAACUUUAAUUUCAACUGUGUAAUUGAUAGUCGGUGUUUAUUUUCGUGUUAACACUCGUAUUUACGAUUUUCGCUUGUUAACGAACACGUUUACUGGCUGUGCCACUUCACCUCCUCACCUUGACAGCAUUAUAAUCGCUAUAUUUGGGUGAAACGAAAGAUUUUUAUGUUUUUUCCUUAGAAAUAAUUAAAUUAAAAAAAUAUUUUAUUUUCGCGACGUUAUUUAAAAAGAAACCAACAUUUUCUAUUCAGGCGUAUUGUCUCGUAACGGGAACAACUGCUCACAUCACUUAAAAUGCAUCAGAAUGCCACAGAAGAAGAGUCGUCAGAUUCUGAUCAAAAUAAUGACAACCAUUCAAGAUCAUCCUCGUCAACGAGUUCUGAAAGUCAAUCUGAACACAGUGACCCCGAAGCAGCUUCUCAAGACGCAAAUAGUUCAGAACAUUCGACCGAUGAAUACAGUCCUAAUGAACGACCAAAGAGAGUGACUAAAGUGUCCUCCAAACUUAGUGAAAGUGAUGAAUCUAGUGAUUAUAGUUCUCGAGUUACCAAAACUACGAAAUGGAAAAGUGAUAACAGUUCAGACUAUGACUCUGAAACUGACAAAGAAGAAGUACCUCGUAGUAAAUCAUUAGCUGCCUUACGCCGUCAAAAGCAACCAGUAAGACGACCAGCCACUAAUGCUGUUAAAGCUAACCCUCGUUAUCGACAGAAACGCAUUAGUUAUAGUGGUAACAGCGAUGAGGAUAAUGACGAUUAUACCAAAUCUAGAAAUGCUAGACGACGACCUGCAGCUGUCAGUUACAAAGAAGAAAGUGAAAAAAGUGAUAGUGAUGAUUAUUUGGAAAAAGAGGAGAUUGAAGAAAAGGAAGAAGAACCCGACAAUUCAGAAACUAUUGAAAAAGUCUUGGCUCGUAGAGAAGGCAAGAAAGGAGUCGUAGGUAAUAUCACAACCAUGUAUGCUGUUGAAAAUAAUGGAGACCCCAAUACUGAUUGUCCGCCUGAUGAGAAAGAAACACAAUACUUAAUUAAAUGGAAAGGCUGGUCACACAUUCAUAAUACCUGGGAGUCAAUGAACUCGUUACAAGCUCAAAAAGUAAAGGGUCUUAAGAAAAUUGACAACUUUGUAAAACGAGAAGAUUCAGUUAAAUCUUGGCGAGAUCUCAUGACACCUGAAGAUUCUGAAUAUUAUGAAUGUCAGUUAGAACUUCAACAAGACUUACUGAAAAGUUACAACAUUGUCGAACGAAUUAUAGGAGAAUCAAAAAAUUCAGCGCAGAAAGAAUAUUAUGUUAAGUGGCAAUCAUUACCAUACAGUGAUGCAACUUGGGAAGAUUCUGGUUUAAUAGAAAAAAAGUGGCCACAGAAGAUAAAAGAAUUCCGAGAUCGAGAGGGCUCAAAAAGAACACCUUCAAAAGCGUGUAGAGCCUUAAAAUAUCGUCCCAAAUUUAUUCAGUUAACUGAAGAACCGGAAUAUUUUGGUGGUUACGACGAGAAACUUAUACUCAGAGAUUAUCAGUUACAUGGUGUAAAUUGGUUAGUUCAUUCAUGGUGCAAAGAUAAUUCUGUAAUUCUUGCUGAUGAAAUGGGCCUCGGAAAAACAAUCCAAACAAUUUGUUUCAUUUACUAUUUAUUUCACCAUUAUCAAGUUCACGGGCCAUUUCUUGUGGUUGUACCUUUAUCUACUAUGCCAUCCUGGCAGCGUGAGUUUGCCUUGUGGGCACCUGACAUCAACAUCGUAACCUAUAUUGGAGAUGUUGAAUCUCGGAACAUUAUUCGUGAAACAGAAUGGUGUUUUGAAGGCUCUAAAAGACUGAAAUUCAAUGUUAUACUAACCACAUAUGAGAUCUUGCUUAAAGAUAGUUUAAUUUUGAGUAGUCUUAGUUGGGCUUGUUUAAUGGUAGAUGAAGCACAUCGUUUAAAAAAUGACGAUUCUCUUUUAUAUAAAGCUCUUAAAGACUAUGACACCAACCACAGGUUACUUAUUACAGGGACUCCUCUUCAAAAUAGCUUGAAAGAACUAUGGGCACUAUUACAUUUUAUAAUGCCAGGAAAAUUUGAUUCUUGGGAAGAAUUUGAGCAUAUGCAUGAUAAUGCAGCCAGUAAAGGCUAUACAAAACUUCACAAACAACUUGAACCUUAUAUUUUACGCCGAGUAAAAAAAGACGUAGAGAAAUCAUUACCAGCUAAGGUUGAACAAAUAUUAAGAGUUGAGAUGACUCCUGUACAAAGACAAUAUUAUAAAUGGAUUUUAACAAAGAACUAUAACGCAUUAAGAAAAGGAUCAAAAGGGUCUUCAACAACAUUUCUAAAUAUCAUGAUAGAGCUGAAAAAAUGUUGUAAUCACGCACUUCUUACUAAACCCCAAGAGAACGAAAACACGAGUGAUGACAAUCUUCAGACUUUAUUACGUGGUUCUGGAAAACUUAUGCUGCUUGACAAAUUAUUAGUACGCUUAAAAGAAACUGGCCAUCGAGUUCUCAUAUUUUCUCAAAUGGUACGAAUGUUAGAUAUUCUUGCUGAAUAUUUAAGUUAUCGGCAUUUACCAUUUCAACGACUUGAUGGUAGUAUUAAAGGAGACAUUAGACGACAAGCUUUAGAGCACUUCAAUGCUGAGGGAUCUCAAGAUUUCUGCUUUUUGUUAUCUACUCGAGCCGGUGGUCUUGGUAUUAAUUUAGCAACUGCUGAUACGGUCAUAAUUUUUGAUUCUGACUGGAAUCCACAAAACGACUUACAAGCUCAAGCACGAGCUCACAGAAUAGGACAGAAAAAUCAAGUCAAUAUUUAUAGAUUAGUGACUAAAGGAUCAGUAGAAGAAGAUAUUGUAGAAAGAGCCAAACAAAAGAUGGUAUUGGAUCAUUUAGUCAUUCAGAGAAUGGAUACUACAGGGCGCACAGUUCUUGAUAAAAAGGCAAAAAAUUCUUCAAUACCAUUUAACAAAGAUGAGCUUACAGCUAUUUUAAAAUUUGGUGCUGAAGAGUUGUUUAAAGAUGACCCUGAAGCAGAUGAAGAACCUCUGUGUGAUAUUGAUGAAAUACUAAGACGAGCCGAGACUCGUGAUGAAGCUCCAACAACUGUGGGUGAUGAGUUAUUGUCAGCAUUUAAAGUAGCUAGUUUUACUUUUGACGAAGAAAAAGAUUUAGUUGCUGAUAAAUCGCCCAAUUCCCAAAACGAUCAAGAAAAUAGAGAUUGGGAAGAAAUUAUUCCUGAAACAUUGAGAAAGAAAGUUGAAGAAGAAGAAAAAGCUAAGGAAAUGGAAGAUCUUUAUUUACCGCCAAGAAGUAGGAAAACUUUACAAAAAGUCAAUCAAGGAGAUGGUAAAACCAGUAAAUCAAAAAAAGGUGAAUCUGAUGAAUCCAGUUAUGAUGGAAGUGACGAUGAUCAACCUCGAAAACGGGGCAGGCCACGUAAAGAAGUAGUAAAAGGAUUUACAGACUCUGAAAUUCGAAAAUUAAUAAAGAGUUGUAAGCGAUUUCCUAAUCCAUUGAAACGAAUUGAUGCAGUAGCUGGAGAUGCUGAUUUACAAGAUAAGCCAAAAUCAGAACUCAGGAAGCUAGUACAAACGAUAUAUGAUCGUUGUCAUGAGGCAUGUAAUGAGGAUACACAAAAAGAACCUGAUAUUACAAUGGAGGACGGUGUUAAGAAAAGAAACAGAGGUCCUUCAAUCAAACUUGGUGGUGUAGCGGUUAAUGCUAAAAGUGUAUUGGCUUGUAGUGAAGAGUUAGAUGUUCUUGAUGAUAUAAUACCAUCAGACGAAGAAGAAAGAUCUAAAUGGGGUCUAGAUUUGAAACGUGUGAAAUCAGCUAAUUUUGAUUUUGAUUGGGAAUUAGCUGAUGACUCAAAACUUUUAAUAGGAAUUUAUCUUUAUGGACUUGGUUCAUGGGAAGCAAUAAAAAUCGAUUCCGCGUUAGGACUGAGUGACAAAAUACUUUCUAACGAAGAUAAAAAACCUCAAGCAAAACACUUAUUGGCUCGUGCAGAGUAUUUAUUAAAAAUGAUAAAGAAAAAUCAAGUACCAGUUAAUAAAGGUGAAAUAAAACCUAAAAAAGUACGUAAAAUUAAAGAGGGUAAAUCUAGAGAAAUAAUUGACGAUGACAGUAGUGACAAUGAAAAUAGUACAAAGAAAAAACAAACUGAAAACUCAAUUAGUCAAGAUGAAAAAUCAAAACUAAAAAAGGAUGCAAAUAAUGCAAAGUCAGGGUUAGUUAAUUCUCCAAAAAAAGAGAAAAAACGAAAAGUUAUUACAAAAUCUGGACCUAUGCAUUUUACAGCUAACAGUGAACCAAAGGCUGUAAAUGUUGAUGAUAUUGUAGAGUUACCCAAAGACGUUUUUCUAGAGUGUAAAGAAAAAAUGCGACCUGUAAAAAAGGUAUUAAAAGCUCUAGAUGACCCAGAAGAAAAAAAGAAUGAAUUACGUUAUGCCAGUCAUUUGCAAGAAUGUUUAAUGGAAAUCGGAUCACACAUAGGAAAAUGUUUAGAAGAUUAUAAGGAUCCUGAUAAAAUCAGAGAGUGGAGAAGUAAUUUAUGGUUUUUUGUCUCAAAAUUUACGGAAUUUGAUUCAAAAAAGCUACUUAAAAUUUAUCGCAAAGGAUUACACGCGACUGAAAAAUUAGAAAAAGAAAGUAAAACUAAAGAUAAAAAGAAAAAAGAUAAGAAUAAAGAAGAGAGAAAGAAUUAUAAAAAUGAGGUCGAGUCUGAAGAUCUAUUAAAUCUCAACAAACGUAAACCUCGGGAAGGAGACGAUGUAGAUAAAACACACAAAAAGCCAAAAUUUAAUUCAAGCAAUCAGUCGAAUAAUUUAGGUACUCCUCAAACAUCUGCUACUGCUACUGCUGUAACUGGAUCUCCACCUCCAAGUUCAAGUAAUUCAUCAAACGCCUCGAGAUCGUACGAUCAGAGCAGUAAUAGAUAUGAUAACAAUUAUAACCACCACAGAAAUAGGAGCAGUGCUCCUUAUUCGAGAAGCGAUAGUCGAAGGUAUUCAUCUAGUCGAGACUCUGGUACCCGACGUGAUAGGUACGAUAAUAGUUAUCGUAGUCGUCCUGGAUUUAGAGACCGUGACAGAGAUCAUGAUUCUGAUAUGCGUAUGUAUGAAAAAAUCAGGUAUCAACAAUAUGCUGCAUAUGGUUCUGCAGCUGCUGGUUUCUAUGCACCCGAGUUGUAUGGUCGCUCAGGCUCUGCACAAUACUUGCCGAUGGCAUCAUAUGCCGUACCAGCUGACUGGCAUCCCCCUGUAUCGGAAUACCGAAGAGAUUACGAACGAAGGCCUCGAAACAAUUCCUAACCAUUUUGUAUUUUAUAUAUAGUUAAGAAAUAUAACAUUGAAAGCCAUGUUUAUUGCUAAUCUGAAUUGAAGAAAAAUGCAUUAUAAUGGUUAUUGUUAUAAUGUUUUGUCCUUAUAAAUUAUAGUUGUUUUUUUAAUUUUAUCUUGUACCAAAAUAUAUUAAAUUCUACUUAGUAAGAUUCGAUUAUCGAACAGCAAUUGUAAAUACUUUAUUUUUUUACAUACCAUUAUUAUAUGUAAUGUAUUUAGUAAAAUUCUGACUAGUGUAUAAAUAUCCUUACUUAACCGUUCACUUUUUAUUCUGUUUGUUUUUUAUUUUUUAUUUUAUUUUUAUUUUUAUGAAUUUAAAUUUCUUAAUACAAAACUUUAUACACUUAUAAUGUAUAAUAUUGUUGUCUAUUUCAAUAAGUGAACUUUAUAUUCACUUCGUAAAACAAACCGUUAAUGUAUUUUUAAUUUACGUUUUCCCUUUUUUUUGUUG
Adelges cooleyi (spruce gall adelgid) is the source of this 6326-nucleotide messenger RNA. It is a transcript of the gene Chd1, whose product is annotated as chromodomain-helicase-DNA-binding protein 1. Lineage: Eukaryota; Metazoa; Arthropoda; Insecta; Hemiptera; Adelgidae. Gene Ontology annotation, molecular function: histone binding; ATP binding; chromatin binding. The record is from RefSeq and is a predicted model, not a curated record. The transcript is spliced from 19 exons. Gene Ontology annotation, cellular component: chromatin; nucleus. Gene Ontology annotation, biological process: nucleosome organization; regulation of transcription by RNA polymerase II. Bases 857 to 5845 code for a protein of 1662 amino acids.